Molecule: messenger RNA, 852 nt
Organism: Desarmillaria tabescens
Lineage: Eukaryota; Fungi; Basidiomycota; Agaricomycetes; Agaricales; Physalacriaceae
Product: alpha/beta-hydrolase
Exons: 4
Coding region: 1-852 (283 amino acids)
Source: RefSeq, a predicted model, not a curated record
AUGUUCGGCCACUUGAUCACCUCUCAGGAUGGUACUCGCAUCUUGGCACCGCUGCUGGCACGCCAGGAAGGCCCCCCCAUCGUCUUCAUUCACGGUUUUAUCUGCUCCGGCCUUAACUGGGUUAGGCAGUUCAAUGACAAGCAGUUGCUGGAUAAUUUGUACAUGAUUCGUGGACACGGUCGUAGCGACAAGCCAGCAUCAGAGGGCGCCUAUAUUUUUGCAAAACAUGCAGAGGAUUUUCAAGCCGUGUGUACGGCUUUUAAUGUUACUAAACCGAUUGUCAUAAGCUGGUCACUUUGCGAGAUAGUCGUAGCUGACGUCUUAUCUCGAUAUGAUGCAUCUCCUCUUCCAGUGGUUGGGCAUGCUUUUCUCAAUGGGAUAACCUGGAUGUCUAUGUCGCAGGAGAUUCAAAAGCCAAGCCAACCCGCCAUCAUCUCUUCGAUCCUGUCUCGAGAUACCACCGAAUUUCAGAAGGGACUGGAAGCAUUCAUGCGUGAUUUUGUAGCUCCUGGGAAUUCAAUCUCUGAUGAAGACAAACGUGUAUGGGUGGAAAGCGCCGCGGGUAUGGCAAAGAAUGCUGCUGCACGGAAACUUUCGCUUUCACGGACACAGGAUGAGACGGCCUUGCUCUCCGUGGCUGAUGAGCUGCCAACACUCUUUAUCCAGGGUACAGAAGACGCACUGCUAGACUCGAAGAAGCAUGAACAGCUCAUGAAGAAACGCUUUGGUGCUAAUUUGGACUAUCGGACACUUCUAGGAGCAGGGAACGCGCCUUUUUACGAGCUUCUGGAAGUUGUGAACCCGAUGAUCCUCCAGUUUGCUCAACGCCUGAGCUAUGGCGUUUUGUACUAA